ACUGAAGUUCAAGACUUUAAUGCAUCCUAAUUUGGUUCUUAUGAACGACUGGCAAACUGAAAGCGACUAUAAUGUUUGGUUGGCAGAAAGAAUGAAGAGAACAUUCAAAUACUCCUUUUUUUUGGAUUCGUUAUCUCGCUCAAAAAUGAAGGCACUUUGAAAACUUUGGAUUUUCAAACUGAAAACACUGUGCAGGUAAAAUCGAUAAAGCUCAAUAGGUCGAAUUAUCUCAGUUUUCUUCUUGAGUGAUCAAAAAAAAGGGUGCCUACUAGUAAGAUUUGUAGACGAAAAGCUACAAAAACGCAUUUUCCGUUAAGCUGCUGAUUUAAAAUUGAGACUUUCUGCAGCGCGUUUAAGUCGCGUCAUAAAGGUCAAAUUUGGGAAAGCGAUCAAUAAGUUUUAUAAAACUCACAAAACUGUCCCUUUCUUCAAUAAGUCUCCUUCUAUUUUCAGUUGGAUCUCAAAAACAAAACAAAGUAGAAUAACAUGAGCAACAGUAUAGCAGCCAAACCUCGUAGUAUGACAGCUGGUGCACGUAAUGUGCUUCGUUCCAAUGAUUCUGCCAGUCUUUGGAAUUGUACACUUUCACCCGGCUGGACCGAAGAAGAAUCAGAAAUCUUGCGAAAGGCGUUGAUGAAAUUUGGCAUUGGUAACUGGGCCAAGAUUAUUGAAAGUGGCUGUUUGCCUGGUAAAACCAACGCACAAAUGAAUUUGCAGUUGCAACGUUUACUUGGUCAACAAAGCACAGCUGAGUUUGCUGGUUUGCAUAUUGAUCCUAAGGUUAUUGGACAGAAAAACUCACUGAUUCAAGGAAGUCAUAUUCGACGUAAAAACAAUUGUAUUGUAAAUACAGGUGGCAAACUUUCUCGUGAAGAACUAAGAAAAAGAGUGAUAGCUAAUAAGGAGGCAUACGAACUACCAGAAUCAGUAUGGAAGAAUAUUGAGCUACCAAAAGUAGAAGAUCCUAUAGUGAUUCUUGAACAAAAAAGAGAGGAAAUGAGACGAUUGAAAGCUGAAUUAGAAAAAGUACAAGAAAAUAUCAAAAAGAUGAAAGCUGUGCAUCCAGAUCGUAUGGAAAAAUUAAAGUCCGAGGUAGAAUCCAAAUCACCAGCAUCAACUACACCUAGUACACCUAAUACUCCUGGUACACCUAUCACACCAAGCACUCCAGAACCGUCAACCAUCAAAGACGAUGAGGAAGAAGAGGAACAAAGAAAUAACAAUAUGGAAGAGGAUGGACAGGAAGAGGAAGAGAUCGAUGAUCCCAUGUCAGAAAUACCAAAUACAGAUGAUGACUUUGCUAUGGCUUUAGCAUUACAACAGGAAGAAGAUGAAUUAGCGGGAGUAGCAGCAGAAGCACGAUCAGGGCGAAGAGGAAUUACGAAUAGUAGCAGUAGAAGAAAUCGAAUUAUUAUUGAUGAUGACGAUGAAGAAGAAGACAGUUAUCAAGACGAUGAUGAUGACUUUAACUAUACCAAAAAGCGAAAAGUAAUUCGUAAAUAACUAAUCUAUUGUAACCAUCCCUUUUUUUUUUCGCGCCUCCCCAUUCCCUUGAAUUAAAUGCAUUUAGAUCUAUUGUAAAUAAACACCAAUGAGUCAUUUAAAAACUAAAACAAAAUAUCAUGUUGA
Mycotypha africana is the source of this 1629-nucleotide messenger RNA. RefSeq lists its product as uncharacterized. The coding region runs from base 487 to 1503 and encodes 338 amino acids. The transcript is spliced from 5 exons. The record is from RefSeq and is a predicted model, not a curated record. Lineage: Eukaryota; Fungi; Mucoromycota; Mucoromycetes; Mucorales; Mycotyphaceae.